AUUGAGCAAAAUUAAAGACUUAUUUCCAAAUCAUGAAACUUGGUCUCCUAUUUUAGCUCCAAAUUAACACACACGCCAUGCAGUUUAAUUUCAACUAUCAAACUUUCUUGCAGGUAACAAAGUCGGAAAGGAGCCCCUGAAGCUCAAUGGAUACCUACUUGGCAACCCAGUAACAGAUCGUCGUGGUGAUGUCAAUGCAGAAAUCGAAUAUGCUUAUCGUGUGUCACUUACAUCUGAUGAACUCUAUGCAGUAAAUCUCUCAAAACUUGCAUUGAAUGCCUAGCUGCAGCACUUAUGUCCAGUGUUUAUGUUUAUAUUAUGUGCACUAUAUCAUAGUCGAUUCACGACAAUAUAUGUUUUGAUCUGUCACUCUCAUUGUUGUUUUAUUCCCUUCUAAAUUUCCAGUCAUUGAAAGAAAGCUGCCGGGGCGAGUAUGUGGUCGUAGAUCCAGCAAAUGUAUAAUGUGUCAAAGAUCUUGCAGCAUUCGAGGAUUGCAUCGCCAAUAUUGAUGUUGCAUAUAUUUUGGAACCUAAUUGCGCUCUAAUCUCUCCAAAAUCAAAUGGAAUAGAAUGGCCGCAUCAAGCAAUUAUGGAAGAAAAUCAGAGGAAUGUUUUACAGCUCCUUUCAUGGUCUAAACCACCCCCUGCAUUAUGGUGCCGGAGUUAUACUUACGUGCUUUCUUACUUUUGGGCUAAUGAUGAAAAUGUACAAAAUGCGCUUCACAUACGGAAGGGAACCAUCAAGAACUGGGUGAGAUGUAAUAGGACCAUGUCCUACACAUAUAAUGUUAUAAGUACCGUUGAUUACCAUCGUAAUUUAACAGAGCGGACAGGUUACCGAUCUCUGAUUUACAACGGAGACCAAGACCUGUCUCUUUCAUAUAUUGGCACCCUACAAUGGAUAAGAACUCUGAAUAUGACCCUCGAAAGUCGUUGGGAGCCGAGGUUAGUGGAGGGUCAAGUUGCCGGGUACACAAUGAGCUUCACCAAGGAUAAUUACCAUAUGACUUAUGCUACGGUUAAGGGAGGGGGUCAUACAGCUCCAGAGUACAAGCCUAAAGUAAAUUUUGCCAUGGCAUAUAGGUGGUUCGCCCACUACUAUCUGUGAGUUAAUUAGAUUAGUUGCAAUUAAAUUUAGGCAUGCAACGAAUUGACAUGUAAUUGU
Juglans microcarpa x Juglans regia is the source of this 1164-nucleotide messenger RNA. RefSeq names its product putative serine carboxypeptidase-like 52. NCBI's taxonomy places the organism in Eukaryota, Viridiplantae, Streptophyta, Magnoliopsida, Fagales, Juglandaceae. The coding region runs from base 589 to 1107 and encodes 172 amino acids. The record is from RefSeq and is a predicted model, not a curated record. The transcript has 8 exons. Gene Ontology annotation, biological process: proteolysis; secondary metabolic process. Gene Ontology annotation, molecular function: acyltransferase activity, transferring groups other than amino-acyl groups; serine-type carboxypeptidase activity.